UCAUGAAGUGACAUUUUCACAAAUUCAUCCUGGGGGCCAGAUUGGACCCAGUGGUGGUCCGGGUUCUGGCCUGUGGGCCAUAUGUUUGAUACCCCUGUUAUAGUCAGUACAAGCAUGCAAAUUAUACAGAACUUGCGUGGUGUAAAUACACACAUAUACUGAACUUACAGUCCAUACAUUAAUAAGUAUGUACUGUAUGUGUAUUAUUCUGCUGUACAGAAUUUAAAGUGUGUAGAACAACUGAAAUGAAGGGAUCAUAGACCUGUCUGACUUCCUGUGUGUGUGUGUGUGUCUGUGUGUAUGUGUGUGUGUGAGAGAGAGAGAGAGAGAGUAAGACACCUACAGUGCAUGCAGCAUACCAAAUGUCAGAGCCGGACUCAUCGCUGCCCUGAAUACAUCACAUACCAAUCAGUGGCGAGGGAGGUGCAACAGCUUUUAAAAAGGUUUUGUUUGAUAAAUAGUCAACAUUUCCUCUUCACACCAGACCCGAACACAGACGGACACUCCGGCGCUCAACGACAACAAACUCUACAAACGAGGAUGGGAAACUUCCUUCAGCCCGUCAUCAUUCUCUUCUCUCUGCUCGUCUCAACAACAGGUGCUGUGCAGGUGGUUUAUGCCCAGGUUGGAGAGACGGUUAACCUUAAGCCUCUAGAGUUAAAAAAAUCACAUAAUUAUGUGUACUGGACAUUUAUGGACCUUCAACUUGGCUGGCGCAAUCACUUCGGUGGAAAGUCUCUGACCAACGAUAAGGCCUGGAAUAAUAAGCUGCAAAUGACUGACGACUCACUGAUCAUCCAAGACAUCCAACAAGAAAACUUUGGCACAUUUCAAGUGUCAGUGUCAAGUCAGUCUCCGCUCAUCUCGACCAUCUCGACCAUCAUACUUGUCAAACUUGAGGUGAGUAAGAGCCCCGCGUCUCCUCUGCUGCCUGGAGAAUCUCUGUCUCUCCAUUGCAGCGCAGAAGUUAGCCAGAAGCCGGAGAUUUACUGGUUGGAUCCCACAGGACAGAGAAAGACAAAUAAUGAUGGCAGUUUCUCCACAAGAGUCACAGGCCAACACAAUGGCGAGUGGACUUGUGUUGUCGCUCAACAAAAACAUGUCAAAAUGUCCAUCACAGUUGUGGAUCUUUCUCCAGCUCCUUCACAUGCUCAGUAUACGUCUACAUCUAUGCCCGUCACCAUCCCCUGCUCUCUCUCUCCUCACAUCACCUGGGAACAAAUCAAGGUUAAGGGCGUCGAGGAAGUUCACUGGCAAUUCUUCCCUCGGCAGUCUUCAGGUGUCAGUGCUGUUAAGGCACAGAGGCUUUUCUUCCUCUCGCUGGAGUCGAUGCUUUUCACUGCAGAGCGAAACAGAGACCUGAGGCCUGUUCUACGGCCCACAACAGGAAAUUUCACUUUGACCAGAAAGCAGGGCAGAGAAGAAGACGCAGGAGACUACGUGUGCACUGUGAAAUUCAAAAAUGGCGUGACCCUGAACUCGACUGUACGCGUGGACGUGCUGCAGAUCAUGGCCUAUCCAGGAGCAGACUUACAUCCCGGCCAGCUGCUCAACCUGACUUGCAGCAUUGGCCAUCCGCUGCCCUCUGACCUCAGGCUGCAAUGGUCACCACCCAAACAUUCACCUCAGGAGUCUGUCCAUCACUCUGCUCAUCUCACCAUCCCAGAGGUUUCCACAGGAGAUGCAGGAAAUUGGGGGUGUUCUCUGUGGGAGGGCAAAAGGCGACUGACGUCAACUGUGAUAACGCUGAGCAUCGAACACAGACUGAACGUGUGGAUGUUGGUGAUCAUAUGCGGCGCUGCAGUCAUCGUCAUCCUCCUCGUCAUCCUCAUUGUCAUCCUCUAUCGACGCAGAAAUCGGAAGAUGAGACACCUCAGGCAUCAACUCUGUCGAUGCAAACACCCCAAGCCCAAAGGAUUUUACAGGACGUGAUAAAUCUCCCACAUGGACAUUUUUAAGAGGACAUGGCAACCAAUUAAAUUGCUGUCUAUGAUGAGGUGGAUUUUUUUUUUUUGGGUCAUAUCUACAAACUGUGGACCUCUGUUCACAGACAAAUGUAUCCUAUAGCUGUACAUAUCACACAACUUGGAUGUUUUCAUGUUCAUAUUGUAAGAGAAAAAAAAAUCCAUUCAGUUCUAUUCAUUUUUUGUGAUCACUCUUAUCAGUUCCUGUUUAUAUUCAGGUCUUUUAAGAGUAAUUGCUAUGUGAUUUACAUGUGUAUUUUAUGAUUCUCUAUAAAAUACUGCAUUGGCUUAAAUACCUGCUGCUAUAAAUAUGUGCAUGUGCAUAUUGUUGACAAUUAAACUUUAUUAUUCAAAGCAGAACAGAAAUAUGUUUACUUUAAGAUAUAAAGAAGUAAGAGCAUUGAACAAAACUGUCAAAAAUGUGUAAUGAAGAUUUUCUGUCACUGUGGUCCCGGGCCCCUGCAGUUGUGUGUGUGGGGUGAUGAGGCCAUCAGUGGAGUGAGGUGGAAUCUCUCCACCACCACACAGUCCUCUCCUCAUCUGGCUCUGACUUCAACCUGUCUCACAAUCAAAAUCAGUGUGUUCUCUAAUGUGUGUGUGUAUGUGAUUGUGAAUUGGCUCUGACAUGCUGAAACGCCCGAGUGGUUGUCCAUGUGUUUGAAGAAGAUUGCGUCACCUGAAGAUUGUGUACAAUAAAAUAAAAGAAACAAAAACUUUUUUCAGUUACCAACAUGAA
Solea senegalensis (Senegalese sole) is the source of this 2700-nucleotide messenger RNA. It is a transcript of the gene cd4-1, whose product is annotated as CD4-1 molecule. Gene Ontology annotation, cellular component: external side of plasma membrane; membrane raft. NCBI's taxonomy places the organism in Eukaryota, Metazoa, Chordata, Actinopteri, Pleuronectiformes, Soleidae. Gene Ontology annotation, biological process: positive regulation of ERK1 and ERK2 cascade; interleukin-15-mediated signaling pathway; T cell activation. The transcript has 11 exons. The record is from RefSeq and is a predicted model, not a curated record. Gene Ontology annotation, molecular function: MHC class II protein binding; protein tyrosine kinase binding. The coding region runs from base 301 to 1932 and encodes 543 amino acids.